CCUCCAUCCGUUCUCUCCCAAGUCACCGUCCCAUUCUUGCUGUCGCCGUCGCAAUCAACUCACCGUGCGCCGGUCAGUUUCUCACGCCCGUGUCCGGCACGACCACAACCGCGUUCGGGAUCACGAACCGUGCGGAAGGAUCCCGGCUUACCGUGUCCAGACAAUCAGACUGGACCAUGCAGCACCCGAGCGAGUGUGGGGGUGGAGGAGUGGGGGCGAGUGGGAGUGCCGGCACAAGUCCGGCCGGUCCCCGGCGGCGGGCGCCCAAGACAGCUACGGGAGAGAACAAGGUUAGCUGCAGUGGUUGCCGAACUGUCAAGUGCAAGUGUGUCGAGUCUGAGGAUCCCACGUCGUCACGGUGUCAGCGCUGCACACGACUCAACAUCGAGUGUGUGUACCAGGCGCACCAGCGCGGUCGACGGCGGCGGAACGAGACCGACGUGCGAGGAGUGAAGCGCCAGCGUAGCGCGGCACCGAGCUCGGCGGGCGCGUCGCCUGCCGUCGCGUUCGAUCUGAACGCCAUACGCCCCAUGUCGGAUGUGAGGGGGCGCUCACGCUCCCGCUCACGGCGGUACUCGCCCAGCGCUUCACUCGGGAGCUCAGCCGAGGAUGAGGCACCCGAGGACAAGCCGCAGCUUAACAAGCCUGCACACUCGGUGUACCACGAGCUAGCGAACCGGUCGAUCUUCAGCAUCGCGGGCGUCAUGGACCGAGAGCAGGGCGUCGACCACAGUCCCACGAACACGACAGAGCGCAAAGACGACCCCAUCGGGCUCGGCAUCCUGUCGAUGGACGAGUGCGACUCGCUCUUCCAACACUACUUUGACCAGCUGCAGACUUGUGUCUGCCUGCUGGAUCCGGCCGUACACACCGCGGGGUAUACACGGCAUGCCAGCCUUGAGCUGUUCACCGCCGUGCUCACGGUCGCGUCCAAGUUCUUCCGUCCCGAGCUGUACGAGACGGUGCUUGCGCUGUCAAAUCGCCUUGUGUCCACCGCCAUCGCCGAGUGCGUAGCAGCUAUUGAGCUUGUUCAGGCCAUCUGCAUCCUGCACUACUGGAAGAAACCGACGGACGGGCGUGGCUGGCUGCGUCUUGGCCACGCCAUCCGUCUCGGAUACCAGCUCGAUCUGCAUCUGCCUCCACGUCGGCCGCUGCCGGCCGACGAGCGUGAAGCGCGUCUGGCGAUCGACCGCGAGCGAACUUGGAUCUCACUGUUCUGCUUCGACUCGACGGCGACUCAGCUCUCCGACCGCCCCAGCAUGAUGCACAAGGCGCCCGACGUCGCCGAGUGGAUCCGCACCAUACCCUAUCCCCUGCCCUCCGACGGCCAGCUCGACUUUGCUGUCAAAACGUCUCUCCUCCAGUCCGAAGUACGGCAGCUGCAAAGCUGUAGGAGCAGCUACGAGGUGCUGCGCUCUGGGCUGAGGAGGGUGCUCGAGGAUCUGCACCGCUCGCACGACUACCUCCGUUCUGACAAGUAUCCUGUGACGUUGACAUCCACGAGCGUGAGCAUCAAUAACUUUUCAACGCUUGCGGUGCAGCUGCUCGUUGAGUGCACGUCGCUGGCGUUUGCCCCUCGCAAGCACCGCAUUGGCUUGUUGCACUCGUGCGUUGGCACGAGCUUAAAGCUGCUGGACAUCGUCGUGGAUGGCUUCGGGCGCAAGGGCAUUAUGCCAAUGAUCGAAGACGCGCACUCGGUUGCUGUUGCGUCCACGGUGGUGCGCUUAAUCCGCUUCAUGGCGUACCUCGAUCAGUCGGCCAAAGCGAGCGUGUUGCGCAAGCUCACAAAGGUGGUGAUCGUAUGCAGAGAAGCAGCGCGCGGCGACGCCUCAAGCCACCCGGCGUACCUGGCGCGCUUCAUUCACGCGCUGCUGGACAAAGCGCACCAGAGCCGCGCAAACUCGCGGGCGCCCUCGCCGCGCAACCCCCACCUCAUGAGCUUGGCAAGCACGACGCCGACGCACACAGCGCCGGCCGCGUCUCCGGUCGUGAACACGGCAGUCGCGCCGCCCAAGACGACGCCCGACGCGUGGUGGGACGAGGUCGGCCAGUUUGCGUACCAGGAGCCGCUGCAGCCCGAGCAGCUCGACUUCUGGGACGGCUUCCCACUGCUCGCAGGCGCGAUGAACUCGCUCGGCGGGCAGGGCCCCGCCCCGCCCGGCGCGCACGCGAACGGCGUGCGCAUCCCGCCAGACCCGCUGGACCCCGCGGCGUUCGGCCUGGCAUGGGACUCGGAAUGGGACGUGGGCUUCCUCGGGCUGCAGCAUGCGCCGCCUAUGUGAAUGUAGAUGUUGUAUUCAUGCACUGUAUAACUGCUAG
Molecule: messenger RNA, 2319 nt
Organism: Cutaneotrichosporon oleaginosum
Lineage: Eukaryota; Fungi; Basidiomycota; Tremellomycetes; Trichosporonales; Trichosporonaceae
Biological process (GO): regulation of DNA-templated transcription; DNA-templated transcription
Cellular component (GO): nucleus
Molecular function (GO): DNA-binding transcription factor activity, RNA polymerase II-specific; transcription cis-regulatory region binding; zinc ion binding
Source: RefSeq, a predicted model, not a curated record